Molecule: messenger RNA, 1170 nt
Organism: Zasmidium cellare ATCC 36951
Lineage: Eukaryota; Fungi; Ascomycota; Dothideomycetes; Mycosphaerellales; Mycosphaerellaceae
Exons: 2
Coding region: 1-1170 (389 amino acids)
Molecular function (GO): protein binding
Source: RefSeq, a predicted model, not a curated record
AUGGCGGCGCUCGCUAGCAAUAUCGGCGCUCUUCUACAUGACCCCAAGUACGCCGACCUCGAGAUCAGAUGCGGCGGGAAGAGCUUCAAAGUGCAUCGCGCAAUCGUUUGUUCGCGCUCCAAGGUGUUGGACAGGGAGUGCAGUGGAGGCUUCUUGGAAGCUGAUACCAGAAUCGUCAAUCACGCCGUCUUCGACGUCGACACUCUAGAGCGAAUGCUAGAGUUCAUCUACCGCGGCAGAUACUCCAUCAAGCUCACCUCGAACGCCGAGGACUCUUCACGAGGCACGCGCUGGUGCCGAUUUGAACCCACUUGGCAUAUCGAGCAAGAUGAAGGAAAUCCCAAUGAGCCAAACAUCUACCAUGCGAUCAGCUUCAUGGGCCCGUUCCAGUCCAAGAGCUUCGAGGAGUUGCGGCUAGAAGAUUACGUGCAGGACAGUUCAUCCUCCAUCGACGUCCUUGAGCAACAUGUCCAUGUCUACGCUAUUGCGGACUACUACGAGCUCCCCGAUCUGGAGGCACUUGCUUUGCAGUAUUUCCAAGCCGGCAAGUCAUCGCUGCUGCCCAUUUGCAACGACCAACUCAUUCGAAUCCUCGAAGCCAUCUACAGCAACACUCCUGUCUCCGAUGAAUGUCUCCGCUACGAGAUUCUCGACUUCUGCAUUGACGAGAAGAAGACUCUGCUCAAGGAUGGCUGGUUCGUACAAGCAGUCGUCGACAACCCAGAGCUCCAGGACUUCACCGCUGAGUUCAUGCUGGGGCUUACCCAUCGUCAUCAAGAGGAUCUCGAAUACGAGCAGAAGUCGCACGUCGAAGUUGUCAAGACACUGCAGGACGAUAUUCAGCGCCUUUCACAACAGCUCGGCAGCGCUCAAUCAGAAGUCACGGCGGCAGCAGAGCAGCUGAAGCCUGUCGAAGAAAACCUUGCAUGGUACAAGGCAGAGACAGAGCGACUGUCUCAGCAUCUGCAGAUCAGCCAAGCCACUGUUGUGGCAGCACAGAACAGCAUCGGCAACAAGAUUGCUGCCCAGCUCGCCGAGUUCGAUGCAAUCAGGUUCUGUCGCCACUGUGGAGAGGAUUUUGAGUUCUACAUCGAGAGAUACGGCGGCGGAUAUGUGGCGAGAUGCGACGACUGUACUACGAGGCAUUUCAGCAAGACUGAAGUUCCUUAA